AUGCUCCGCGCCCUCUUGCGUCCGUCUUACGUGCUGCGGGCCGCGUUCCUCUCCUCCUCCUCCUCCUCCUCCUUCUCUGCCGCCUUUCACAAUGAAGCGGCAAGCGAGGCGGCCAUGGCCGCCAACUCCCUGACCUCCGCAGCGGCGGCGUCGCUGUUGUUGUCACAAAACUCGCAGUCACACGACAGUGCCGCUGCGACCAUACACAUGCAGCAGACGGAUGCCGCCGCCGCAGGAGGAGGAGGAGGAGCAGCAGCGCAGGAUCAUGCAAACGCACUGUCCAUACUUGAAGAGAGCAACACUAGUGACCGCAACGGCGAUGUGGACUGUGUCAUGGACGGCUUCAGCUCUCGCCAUCUGGGAGAGGUCACGGUGGUGCGGGAGAAUGCGCCGUUCUCCUCGGAGACCACAAUGGCAACAGCCGCCGCUUCGCUGCCACGGCGCACCGAAGGCGACAAUGGCACUGGGGCACGGCGGCCGGUUAUCACGAAGGCCCGCCGAAUCCGUCUUGCCUCCGCUGCUUCGCAAGCAGCGGAGGUGCUUCAGGCUGUGGGCAGCCCCGCCACAGCCCUCCUGCUCAGCCAGCGAGUACAGCAGUUGCACGCCGAAGAAGCGCUGCUGAAUGCGUCGCUGCAGAGGCUCAAGGCGGAGCGCAACUUGGCAACGGUGCGGCACACAUGUGGCGAGGAGCUCAACAACUACCGCCACGGUGUGCAACAGCGCGAGCAACGGGUGGUGCGUGCAGCCAUGACCGCUGGUAUGCCCUCUCAGGAUGCUGUCGUCAGCUACUCCCAAGAGAGCGGAGGCAGCGCCAGAGGAGACACACUACAGACGCUCGUCGAGGCCGACCUGUUGGGGAUGCCCGCCACCGCCGAUGCAGAGGCGGCAGCAGCUGCGCGCAAGGCGGGGCCGAGAAGCGGCAGAGCCUCGCACACCGCUCCCACGGUGACUUCAGCGAAAAAGCGACUUCUUCGCCGCGGCGCCAUUGCAGCGGACAUCUACAAGGCAAAAGCGCCGCCAAAGCCACACACGCGUGCAGAGACCAAGCCAGAGGCUUCCAAGAGCAAAAAGGCCUCACCAGCUAAACAGGCAGCUGUGAAGGCACGUGCGGCAAAGCCAAGGAGGCAGCCUGCCGCCGCACGUAAGCAUGCAGCCAACGAAAAGGCAAAGGCAUCGUUACGUAUGAAGGUGAAGUCGUCCGCGGCGGCAGCCAAGGCUGUCGAAGCGAAGAUAACGCACAAGAGCAAGAAGGCCAAGGCAAAGACGCCAGCAGCAGCAGCAGCGGCAGCGGUCAGGGGUGCCGCGCGCAGACAGAAGGCGAAGGUCACCGCCGCCGCCGCCAUGAAGCCUUCGAGGAAACCGUCACAGAUGUCGGCCAAAAAACAGCGCAAGCCGCUGGCAUCCAAGAGGAAGUCCGCACCAGCACCACCCGCCGCGAAAGCCAAGUCGAAGACAACCAAGGCCGUUGCCACGAAGAAGCGAUAG
Leishmania braziliensis MHOM/BR/75/M2904 is the source of this 1485-nucleotide messenger RNA. Its product is annotated as histone h1-like protein. The record is from RefSeq and is a predicted model, not a curated record. The transcript has a single exon. Lineage: Eukaryota; Euglenozoa; Kinetoplastea; Trypanosomatida; Trypanosomatidae. The coding region runs from base 1 to 1485 and encodes 494 amino acids.